Molecule: messenger RNA, 2088 nt
Organism: Pararge aegeria (speckled wood butterfly)
Lineage: Eukaryota; Metazoa; Arthropoda; Insecta; Lepidoptera; Nymphalidae
Product: esterase FE4-like
Exons: 4
Coding region: 184-1770 (528 amino acids)
Source: RefSeq, a predicted model, not a curated record
GUCGAGUGUUCACACUUCACGUUAUUUUCAUUUGAAGUUGAAAGCAACUCUUUCAAAAAGAGUUUAAAUGUUUUGAUUCCAUGUAGAAAUAAAUAAAUUAUAAUAUUGAUGUUCAUCACAUCUUUAACAUGUAACAAGUGCUCACUAAAAUAUUUAAGUAAAUAAUAAAUUUUGUCUCGUUAUAUGAUGUCUCUACAAGUAAAAGUAACACAGGGCACACUUGGGGGUAAACUGUGUUUUGCAUAUGAUGGAACAAAAUAUUAUAGCUUUGAGGGCAUACCAUAUGCAAAACCUCCUAUUGGACAACUUAGAUUUAUGGCUCCCCUAGAACCAGAAAGCUGGACAGGUGUUCAUGAUGCAAGCAAACCUGGUAACAAAUGUGCACAGCUUAACCCUUUCGGAAAAGGCAUUGUAGAGGGCUCUGAAGAUUGUCUAUACCUCAAUGUUUACACUCCAAGUUUGCCAGCGGAAAAAAUUGAAAAUCUACCAGUUAUAUUUUUCAUUCACGGUGGAAGAUUGGUUGUAGGCUAUGGUGAUUACUACCGCCCAGAUUACUUUCUUAAACACAAUGUUAUUGUUGUGACAAUUAAUUAUAGAUUAAAUAUUCUAGGAUUUUUAUGCCUUGACACUCCUGAAGUACCAGGAAAUACUGGUUUAAAGGACACUGUGAUGGCAUUAAAAUGGGUUAAAAAUAACAUUAAACAAUUUAAUGGCGAUGAUUGUAAUAUAACAGCAUUUGGAGAAAGUGCGGGAGCUGCUAUAGCUGCAUCUUAUUUGUCAACCAAAAUGGCAGUGGGAUUGUGUGACAAAAUAAUUUGUCAGUCAGGAAAUUCUAUUUCCGACUUGUACAUAGUAGAUGAAGACCCAAUAGACAGAGCUAGUAGAAUUGCAAGUUACUUAGGACAUGAAGAGAGAGACAAAAGAAAACUCUAUGAUCUGUUUCUUAAUACGUCUAUUGAAGAUUUAGUUUACGCCUAUACAUCAGCAGAGAUGAAUCGACCGCCGUCAGUUGUAAAUGCGUUUUUAUUACCAGUUGUAGAAAAAAAAUUUGAAAAAGUAGAACCAUUUUUUCAUGAACAUCCAAGUGUUGCCAUACGCGAAAAUCGAUUCCAAAAACUACCAAUUCUAGCCACCAUACAUUCUUACGAAGGAGCUCCCUUUUUACGUAAAGACGGCGAGGGCAAUAUAUAUUACGAACAGGACUUUCAAUAUUUCAUCCCACGGUUUUUAUCAGUCAAACACAAUACUCCUAAAGCUCUGAAAAUUGCGAAAAUUAUUCGCGACUAUUAUUUUAAAGGUAGAAACGUUGAUCACAACACUAAAAUGGAAUAUUUGAAUCUAUUCAGUGAUCACUUUUUCGCAAGGGACAUAUUAUUAUUUGUUGAACUGAUGUCAACAUUAUGUGAUAAUGUAUAUUUGUGUAGGUUUGGGUUCAAUGGUAAUAUGAAUACUAGGACUGUCCAAGAAAUGAAUCUUAAUGGAGCAGCACAUGGUGACUUAAUACAGUACUUAUUCUACAGAGAUAAUAAAGCAAAAGUAGCUACAGAAAAAGAUUUCAUGACUGUAAAUAUUUUAAUAGAAGCAUGGUGCAAUUUUGCAAAAAAUGGGAAACCAUCUUGGAUAAAUGAACAUUUGCGAUGGUUACCCUAUACAAAAGAAAAAAAAAUAUGUCUUAACAUAGACCACACUGGAAUGAAAGUGGAACCUUAUCCUAAUUUUGAAAGAAUUGAUUUCUGGUUUGAUUUGAUUCGGGAAAGAGCUAAACUUUAAUCUUACACCGUUUUUAAAAGCUUGUAGCGUUUUCUUAAGUUCCACACCUGUGUCAUCGGUACGCGUCUCGAGUGGCUAUAUAUGGCUGGACGCGACAUUAUAUCGGACUGUUAAUUUCCGCGUGAGAGGGUUUUGACUCACGCAAACUUUUCACUAACAGCUUGCAAACGUGGCCAGAGUUGUUAAAACCAUGUUUCUAAAAUGCACAUUAUUGCAUAUAGUGUUGCGAUAGGCAAUAAUAAAAGGGUUUAUGGUAGAAAAUUAAUUGGUUAUAGUUGUCCCAUAUAUUUAUUAAAUACUGUCUAUAGUAAGUUACAU